This is a messenger RNA of Balaenoptera ricei (Rice's whale), 2717 nucleotides long. It is a transcript of the gene RNF115, whose product is annotated as ring finger protein 115. Gene Ontology annotation, biological process: positive regulation of DNA-templated transcription; ubiquitin-dependent protein catabolic process; protein ubiquitination. The record is from RefSeq and is a predicted model, not a curated record. Gene Ontology annotation, cellular component: cytoplasm; nucleoplasm. Lineage: Eukaryota; Metazoa; Chordata; Mammalia; Artiodactyla; Balaenopteridae. The transcript has 9 exons. Gene Ontology annotation, molecular function: ubiquitin protein ligase activity. The coding region runs from base 295 to 1176 and encodes 293 amino acids.
GGGAGAUUGGAGGACCGGCGAGGGGGUGUUUGAGGAGCCGGCGGGCGGGCCGCGGCGAGCGGACUCUCUUUCCUGCACCUCCUUGGUGCUAGGAGGCGGGCUUCGGGGUCGCUGUCUGCGCCGCCGCCUCUGUGGGCCGGGCGAACUCACGUGACGCGCGCGGGCUCUGGAGCGGCUGGCAGCACUGAGGAAGCAGCGGCGGCGACGGCAGAGGCGGCGACAGCAGCUGGGAGGUAGCGACCUGGAGAGCGACCGGCCGGCUGCCCUCUCGGACGGCCGCGGCGAAAGAGAAAAAUGGCGGAGGCCUCGGCGGCCGGGGCCGGCGCGGGUGCCGCGGUUGCCGCGCACCGGUUUUUCUGCCACUUUUGCAAAGGCGAGGUCAGCCCCAAACUACCGGAAUAUAUUUGUCCCAGAUGUGAAUCAGGCUUUAUUGAAGAAAUGACAGAUGAUUCCAGUUUUUUAGGUGGUGGCAGCAGCACAUCAACACAUUUUGCAGAGUUCUGGGACCAUUUGGACCCCACGAUGUUUUUCCAAGAUUUUAGACCCUUUCUAAGUAGCAGUCUACUGGACCAAGAUAAUAGAGCCAAUGAGAGGGGUCACCAAACUCACACUGACUUCUGGGGACCAAGUCGGCCUCCACGGCUGUCAGUGACUCAAAGAUACAGAUCUCGAGGAAGUACUCGUCCUGAUAGAUCCCCUGCUUUUGAAAGAGUACUACAGCAGAUCAUUGCAGGAUUCAUUCCUGGAUCCCCAUUUUCUUGGAGCGGGAUGCUGCACUCCAACCCUGGGGACUAUGCCUGGGGUCAGACAGGGCUUGAUGCCAUUGUAACUCAGCUUUUAGGACAACUGGAAAACACAGGGCCUCCCCCAGCUGACAAGGAAAAGAUCACAUCUCUUCCAACAGUGACAGUAACUCAGGAACAAGUUGAUAAGGGUUUAGAAUGUCCAGUAUGCAAAGAGGAUUACACAGUUGAGGAGGAAGUCCGGCAGUUACCCUGCAACCACUUCUUUCACAGCAGUUGUAUUGUGCCGUGGUUAGAACUGCACGACGCAUGUCCUGUAUGUAGGAAGAGCUUAAAUGGUGAGGACUCUACUCAGCAAACCCAGACCUCUGGGCCCUCUGCAAGCAACAGAUUUAGCAGUGACAGCCAGCUACAUGACCGAUGGACUUUCUGAAACUAAAGACCGCCUCUGAGCCAGGGCUAUAGUAGACCUCUUAUCACAGCUGUUAAUUGUAUCAAAACAAAAAAAUCGUAGGUGAAUUUAGGAAUCACCUAAGAAACCCCAACCCAUAAUAUUCAUUCAUUGAGUGUUUUUCUUCUCUAAAUUUAAAGUUAGUAUCUACAGAUGGAAUUGUAUCUACAACCAAAUGCCUCUCAUUCUUGAAUUCAGAGUGAUAAUUCUGUAAGUGCGAAACUUAAUUAUGUGGGUUUCCCCUGCCAGAAUAGAAUCAGUUCCUUAAAGUCUAGCUAGGUCCUGCUGUCUGUCAUGUUACCUUGUGAUGGAUGUUUCCACCUCUUUCUCCAACCUCCACCCUAUCAUUAGUGUACUUUACACUAAAUACAGUGAAACCAGAGCCCUAAAGUCCUGCUGAUAUAAAGUCCUUCUGUUUUAAUUGUACAAAAGCAUCUACUUCUGGCCACAUUAGCCACGAAGUGAGAUCAGAUUAAUUCAAGAAUCUGAGACUAAUGAUUCUUGUUUUUUUCUUAAAUCUUCAGAGAGCAAAUCAAAGAAAAAUUACAGUGGGAAGGAGAAAGUGGCUUAUCAUUGUUAAAAUCUUUGGUUUUCUCAUUUUUAUUUUUAAAGACUACUUCACAAGAUGCAGCUUCUGCAGAAACCAACCUGACAUGUCUUAGGAGUCUUAUGUUGGGAGGAAUCUGAUUCUGGUUCCUUUUUGGGAAUGGGUUGGGCAGCAUAUAGGCACAGAAAGACAGAUGUUUGAAAUUUUCUCGGUUCUGAGGUUUUUUAGUGAUCCCCAACUCAUUGUUUAUCCUGGGGAUCUUAAAAUAAUUUCCCUCACAGAAAUAGAAUUACUUCAUUACUGCUUCUACAGCUAAGUCAUUGUUUUUUGUAAUUCAGUGGUCUUCAGGAAUUGAGAUUUUAUGUUGUCCCAUUUUAAUUUUUUAAGCCCAUUUAUCAUCUCUGAAACCUUUCUGUUUGCUUGGUUCUGGCUGUACUUGGAGUCAUACUGAUUAUUGUGAUCAUGUCCAAACAACUUGGCCUAGGAGAGGUAGGCCUUCUUUUUUCAGCCUAACAGUGUCCCAUGCACAUGCACAUGCUCUUUGGCGCAUUUAAGUGUUUAAAGUUGAAUAAAUGAAGAAGAUUAAGAAUGUUGUUGGAACUUCAAAGUCUCAAAAAUAAAUGAUGGGGACAUGUAACCACUGUUGGUGCACCAAAACGGGUGACAGAGGGGCAACAAUGGUAUGGUCAUAUCAGCCCUUCCUAGUUCGGAAUGAUCAGAACAAGAAGCCUGCUCUUUGGUGAGUCUCUUGGCUAGGAGUCUUUCCUCGGUUUUUGUUGACUGUCGUACACUGGUUUUGGGGGUGAGGGAUGGGGUUAGAGAAAUCUUUGUAAUUUAGUAGAGGACAGAGGAGUAAGAGAGGGAAGAGAGAAAGUGGGAGAGUUUAAUUUAAUAGCCUGCCUCUAAAAGUUGUGACCAUAAGGUAUGAUUCAGGUUGGGCCCAGAGAGAAUAAAAGAUGUUUUCUCAUAUGCCUUA